Messenger RNA from Hylaeus anthracinus, 2121 nucleotides. RefSeq names its product arrestin domain-containing protein 17. Bases 194 to 1363 code for a protein of 389 amino acids. Gene Ontology annotation, biological process: protein transport. The transcript has 7 exons. Lineage: Eukaryota; Metazoa; Arthropoda; Insecta; Hymenoptera; Colletidae. The record is from RefSeq and is a predicted model, not a curated record. Gene Ontology annotation, cellular component: cytoplasm.
UUGUAGCGUGGACUGGUAGGAACGAUCAGCAGAGUAUCAGACCGGCUUUACGAGCGGCUCGAUAUAGCCAGACGGUGUGUGCGCCUGUCGUGGAACGCGAAAAGGCAGCUAUUCCGCUCGACGGGUCCGACGCGAGUGGAAUAAUUAAUCGAAUACCGCGCGAAGCAUCUACGCGAGUGUAUUUUCUUCAAACAUGGGCCUCAAAGAUUUUCGGAUAACCUUCGACAAUCCUUGGAGCACCUACUCGCCAGGACAAACGGUCAGCGGAAAUAUCGUCGUCGUGUUAGACAGUACGAAGAAGAUUCGCGGAAUAUGCGUAAAAGUAAAGGGUGUCGCGAACACAUGCUGGACAACCGACAAACAGGAAAUGGACGACAGGGGCCAGUAUAGAGAAGGAACUCAGACGGUCACGGGUCACGAAGAAUAUUUUGAGACAAAGUAUUAUCUGGUUGGAUCGGCUUCUGGGGGUGAGAUCGAGAUACAAAGCGGCGAGCAUAAGUUCCCGUUUCAGUGUGUUUUACCAACCAAUUUGCCGAGCAGUUUCGAGUCCGAUUUUGGGCAUGUUCGAUACACUGUCAAAGCAAUAUUGGAUCGUCCCUGGAAGUUCGAUCAGGAAGUGAAGAGUCCCUUCACGGUGGUGCUACCCCUUGACCUUAAUCUCGAAUCGAGGGCUUCGGAAAGAGUCCAGGAGGAGAUGACUAAAACAUUUUGCUGUUUAUGCUGCGCGACUGCACCCUUAACAGUGAAUUAUUCGUUACCUGUCAGAGGCUACGUGCCAGGCCAGACGAUGCCAAUCAAACUCAACGUUGAAAAUGCAUCGAGUGUAACAGUGGACACUGUGAAACUCGUCCUUUGUAAGAUCGUAACUUUCCGUGCAACCACACCGAGUACUGACACGAGAACAGAAGAGAUCGUGGUCUCCGAAGUGGGCAAGGGACCUGUCGAAGGAGGAGGCAGCGCUGAUUACGAACAGAAUCUUGAUAUUCCGCCAUUACCUCCGUCCAAUCUCGCGAACUGUGGGAUCAUCGACUUGGAAUACAAUCUUAAGGUCGUGGCGUGUGUCUCAGGAUGGUACUAUCGAAAUUUGUCAAAGAACACGCUAAUUUUUGUGGGCACGGUGCCAUUGGUAAAUUAUCAGACCCCAAGCGCUCCUCCUGCGGAAGCAAUGAAACCGGAAGUUGGGUGGACGGCUCCCGAUGGUCCAACAUCGAAUUUGUAUCCUGAUUUACCUCCACCAUCGUACGAGGAGUCGACGAAUGGUGCCAGAAGUCUUUGGGAACGUGGCGAAUCCGACCACGUAUUCGGUCUAUCGAAUCGUUUCGCGCCUAAAUAUCCUGUCUACAAUUUCGCACCUGUUCAAUGAACAACGAAACGAAGCUUUCCAAGGUUUCAUUUGUAAACGAAAAGUCGUUUGUUUCACGACGCAGCCAGCAAAGCACUGUUUAGGGGCUUUAUAACGAUAACGAAGUUAAAAAUUCACGUUAACCGUGGACAUUAUUCAAGCUGACAGUCUCAGUUUUUACUAUAACAUUUUUUUAUUAAAUUCGUUUAGAGUAGGAAAUCGUUAGGUAUCUCGAAACCAAUGCUAUGUAAAAUAGUCGAAAAGAUUUUCACGUAAAACGUGAAUAUGUAACAAUUUCAAUCAUUUUUUAAUAUGGUUUUUUAAAUGGCUUUUUAACUAUAAAGAUAUUUUACGACUAGUCGAGCUUGAAUUUGUUCUGGGAAAUUUAUGUGCCUCAAGUAAACAAAUGAAUUUGGUCAAUUAAGACGCACAGCUCAAAAUAUUUCAUGUAAAUGAGCAAAGCCUACAAUUGUAUAUUGAUAUGACAACUUUUUUUAUUAAUAUGUAUAUUUUUCUACGAGUAUUCGUAGAUAGGAACUAGAUUCAAAGCAAUAUUGAUGCAAGAUUAUCGAACUGCCGCUAUCACUAUACAAGCUUUUGUGAGAAUCUGCUUGAUCAAAAUUUUUAUAUGUAUAUAUAUUAUAUAUAAAAUAAUUAUGUAUUAUUAUUACGUAUACAUGUAUAUGAUACUCGAAAGAAACGAAGAAUUUGAAUGCAAACAAGAUCUGUAUUUAUAUUUAUCAUGUUGUGAAUAAAGCAUAUGUUUUUCAUACAAGCUA